AUGAAUGCUGCAAACAUUCACAGAAAACGUUGUCAAACUUCCGAACUUAAUUCACACGCCUCAUGUGGGAUGGUACAAGAAAAACAAAAUAAAAAAGUCGAUUUGGGGGCAAAGCUCAUGAGUUUCGUGAAUUUACAAAAACAUUUCACGAGCGACAAACUGAAAAAGUCAAUGAAUGGUUUGUCUGGGGCUUUACUGUCACUUUUGAAAUUAAACCAAAAAUGGCAAUGUCAGAGUGAGAGUGUUGACGUUCGUUGGGUGAUAAUUUUAUUAACAGAAUUUGUUGUCUUGUGGUAUGAGUGA
This is a messenger RNA of Clunio marinus, 303 nucleotides long. The record is from the annotation of a GenBank genome assembly. NCBI's taxonomy places the organism in Eukaryota, Metazoa, Arthropoda, Insecta, Diptera, Chironomidae.